CAGCAGCCAAUCAGCGCCGCCGCGGUUCCCGUUAUAAAGUCCCCACAGAGCGCCAGCCUGAGUCCCGCAACCUGAGGAUGGGGGUGAUGGCACCCCGAGCCCUGCUCCUGCUGCUCUCGGGGGUCCUGGUCCUGCCCGAGACCCGGGCCGGCUCCCACUCGAUGCGCUACUUCGACAUCGCGGUGUCCCGGCCCGGCCAAGGGGAGCCCCGCUUCAUGUCCGUGGGCUACGUGGACGACACGCAGUUCGUGCGCUUCGACAGCGACGCCGCGAGCCCGAGGGUGGAGCCGCGGGCGGCGUGGAUGGAGCGGGUGGACCAGGCGUAUUGGGACCGGGAGACACGGACAGCCAAGGGCAACGCACAGCCUUACCGAGUGAACCUGCAGACCGCGCUCCGCUACUACAACCAGACCGAGGCCGGCUCUCACACCUUCCAGAGGAUGUACGGCUGCGAAGUGGGGUCGGACGGGCGCCUCCUCCGCGGGUACACGCAGUGGGCCUACGACGGCGCGGAUUACAUCGCCCUCGCUGAGGACCUGAGCUCCUGGGUGGCGGCGGACACCGCGGCUCUGAUCACACAGCGCAAGUGGGUGGAGGCCGGCGUGGCAGAGCGCCACAGGGCCUACCUGGAGGGCACCUGUGUGGAGUGGCUCCGCAGACACCUGGAGAACGGGAAGGAGCAGCUGCAGCGCACAGACCCCCCAGAGACACGCGUGACCCGCCACCCCUUCUCCAAGGAAGAGGUGACCCUGCGGUGCUGGGCCCUGGGCUUCUACCCUGCCGAGAUCUCCGUGACCUGGCAGCGGGAUGGGCAGGACCUGACCCAGGACAUGGAGCUGGUGGAGACCAGGCCUGCAGGGGACGGGACCUUCCAGACGUGGGCGGCUGUGGCGGUGCCCUCCGGAGAGGAGCAGCAUUACACGUGCCGAGUGCAGCACGAGGGGCUGCCUGAGCCCCGCACCCUGACGUGGGAGCGGCCGCUUCAUCCCACCAUGUCCAGAGGAGUGGAAGUCAUCGCGGUCACUGCUGCCCUCCUCGGGGUGGUCCUCAUAGCGGUGGUGGCUGUUGGGAUGUGGAGGAGAAAGAGGGCAGGUGGAAAAGGAGCCAGCUAUGGCCCGGCUGCCAGCAGUGACCGUGCCCAGGGCUCCGACUCAUCUGUCAUGGCCUGAGAAGCCUCCUGAGUGCCUGGAUCACAGGCCAGCACAGCCAGGCCCGGCUGCAACUCCGUCUUCUUCUAGGCCCCUACCAAUAGCUUAGGCUGUGCCAGACUGCAGCACAACAAGCCCCCUGCCCGCAGUGCUCCAUGAAGCCCUGCAGAGCUUCCUGAUGAAGAUCAGAUGGCGUGGAGGACACACAGCUCCGGCCAAGGCCGCUUCCCGCUCUGAUCCCCACCUUGUUUCAAUCAAAGCCCUAAAACCACUUGCUGAGCAGUGGGGUUGCUGACUGCAGUAGUGCUGGGACCCCAAGUCCCCUGCUCUGUGAGUAACCCUAAUAAACUCAUGUGCUGGCCAC
Heterocephalus glaber (naked mole-rat) is the source of this 1512-nucleotide messenger RNA. RefSeq names its product saoe class I histocompatibility antigen, A alpha chain. The record is from RefSeq and is a predicted model, not a curated record. NCBI's taxonomy places the organism in Eukaryota, Metazoa, Chordata, Mammalia, Rodentia, Bathyergidae. Gene Ontology annotation, cellular component: external side of plasma membrane. Gene Ontology annotation, biological process: positive regulation of T cell mediated cytotoxicity; antigen processing and presentation of endogenous peptide antigen via MHC class Ib; antigen processing and presentation of endogenous peptide antigen via MHC class I via ER pathway, TAP-independent. Gene Ontology annotation, molecular function: signaling receptor binding; peptide antigen binding.